AUGACAAAGUUCAGCGUCAUCGUCCCCACGUACAACGAGCGGAGGAACAUCGGCAUCCUCUACCUCCUCCUCCGCAAGGCUUUCGAGGACCCGCGGUGCGCCGAUGACGAUUUCGAGGUCAUCGUCGUGGACGACAACUCCCCGGACGGCACGCAGGAUGUGGUCAAGGCGUUGGCGAAAGAAUACGACGACGAUCGGCUGUUACUCCGCCCGCGGCCGGGCAAGCUGGGUUUGGGCACGGCGUACGUUCACGGCCUGGCGCACGCCACGGGCGAGUUCGUCGUCAUAAUGGACGCGGACCUCAGCCAUCACCCGCGCGCGAUCCCGGAGUUCAUCGCGAAACAGCGGGAGGGAAAUUUCGACGUGGUCACCGGGACGAGGUACGUGCCGGGCGGCGGGGUUCACGGUUGGGACACGCGGCGGAAGCUGACGUCGAGGGUGGCGAACUACCUGGCGCACGUGCUUCUGAACCCCGGGGUGUCGGACCUGACGGGAUCGUUCCGACUGUACCGCAAGAGCAUGCUGGAGGACCUGGUCAAGAAAGUUGUGAGCAAAGGGUACGUUUUCCAGAUGGAGAUCAUCGUGCGGUGCAGGCGCGCGGGGCUGAGCGUGGCGGAGGUGCCGAUCACGUUCGUGGACAGGGUAUACGGCAGCAGCAAGCUGGGAGGCGCCGAAAUCGUGGGGUACCUCAAGGGCCUGCUCUGGCUGUUCGCGACGAUGUAG
Micromonas commoda is the source of this 723-nucleotide messenger RNA. Its product is annotated as glycosyltransferase family 2 protein. Bases 1 to 723 code for a protein of 240 amino acids. The record is from RefSeq and is a predicted model, not a curated record. Gene Ontology annotation, cellular component: endoplasmic reticulum membrane. The transcript has a single exon. Gene Ontology annotation, biological process: protein O-linked glycosylation via mannose; GPI anchor biosynthetic process. Gene Ontology annotation, molecular function: dolichyl-phosphate beta-D-mannosyltransferase activity. Lineage: Eukaryota; Viridiplantae; Chlorophyta; Mamiellophyceae; Mamiellales; Mamiellaceae.